Molecule: messenger RNA, 1100 nt
Organism: Paramormyrops kingsleyae
Lineage: Eukaryota; Metazoa; Chordata; Actinopteri; Osteoglossiformes; Mormyridae
Product: potential E3 ubiquitin-protein ligase ariadne-2-like
Source: RefSeq, a predicted model, not a curated record
CGGAUGACAAACACAUAGAGAUUUCGUGCUAGUCUACAGUGAGGAGAUGUAUCGUAAGAUAGCAGCUCGCAGCAAUGAAAUGCAGCAGCGGCCAGAGAAGCGUUAUGAUCGCCGGAACGGAACCUUCAAAUUCGUGAAUAGGAGGGAUGACAUCACCCUGGAUGACGACCCAGCGACCCUGAGGGCGGAAAUGUCCUGUGGGCAUGCUGUCAGCCCAGAGUCUCUGACUGCUUGGUGUCAAAGUCUCCUUGAUCAGGGUCAGUACAAGUUCACAUGUCCGGCUCUGAAGGAUGGAGGUAAUCAGACGUGUGGGAAGGAGUGGCCCUAUGUGGAGGUUCGGAAAAUGGCAGUGCUGACAGACAGCGAGCAGAGACAUUUUGAGGAGAGUAUGGCAGCUCUGGCUGCUGCAAAUUUCCAUGAAUAUAAAUCAUGUCCUGGAUGCCAGUCAUCUGUGGAGAGGAAAGACUUGACCAAUCUGAGCGUGCGCUGCACAGUCUGCACUGUCGUAAUGGGUGGCACUUACGAAUUUUGUUGGCAGUGCCUAAGGCAGUGGAAAGGACCUGCACCACGAUCCGACUGCUGCAAGAAUGAGGGCUGUACCAACAGGGAUCUGUACCUGCUGCAAACAUGCCCCAUAGCUGUCGUGUCAGGUGUGCAGUGCCCCUCCAUACGCGCCUGUCCCACCUGUGGCCUGCUGAUCGAGCAUAAAAAGGAAGGCUGCAAGAACAUAUUCUGCAUAAGGUGUAAGAAGGAGUUCUGCUUCAUCUGUCUGAAGCUCACCCCUGAGUGUCAGCGGACCUGCAGAUACUGCAGAUUCUGCUCUGAUGGUGUCGCCCCCAGGCAGACAUCAAUGCCUACCUGGAAAAGAAAUUAGAUAUAUUCCCAAUUAACUCCCUUCCCCCUACAGACAAAUUAUGCACUCCUGCUUCAUAUUAGUUCUGUAGCAUAUAACUUACAGUCAGAGGUGGAGAUUUCAGUACUCUGUGACUGUGACUCUUUAUACUCAACUGGGUGGUUAAAACAAAAUCUUUGGAUUUGUACUCUCUGGACCAGAAAUCUCCACCUCUGCUUACAGUUGAAUCUACUUCUGUCUAUUUUCU